Messenger RNA from Marasmius oreades (fairy-ring Marasmius), 1192 nucleotides. RefSeq lists its product as uncharacterized. The record is from RefSeq and is a predicted model, not a curated record. Gene Ontology annotation, cellular component: SMN complex. The transcript is spliced from 5 exons. Gene Ontology annotation, biological process: spliceosomal snRNP assembly. The coding region runs from base 107 to 1072 and encodes 321 amino acids. Lineage: Eukaryota; Fungi; Basidiomycota; Agaricomycetes; Agaricales; Marasmiaceae. Gene Ontology annotation, molecular function: RNA binding; protein binding.
CCUCAAUCUCAGUCUGCCAAAAAGUCAACGUCAAGUCAGCCAUUCUGUCAACGCAUAGCGCGGUGCGCUUGUAUCACGACCACUCUAUUUUCCUUUAUAAUUAAUAAUGUCCACCCUUCCGAAAUCAACACCUCUUGUUGCUCCCGGACACACACGUCCAGUCACGCACCUCUCCUUUUCUCCAGUCCAUGACGAUGGCACGUAUCUACUCAUCUCCAGUUGUAAAGAUGGAAAUCCGAUGUUGAGGGAGUGGACCGGCGAUUGGAUUGGAACCUUCCUAGGACAUAAAGGUGCUGUCUGGAGUACCAAAAUCUCCCCAGAUGCAGCAAGAGCAGCUUCUGGUAGUGCUGAUUUUACGGCAAAGGUUUGGGAUACAUACUCUGGAAAAUGCUUACAUUCCUUUCCCCAUAAUCAUAUUGUUCGAAGUAUCGCUCUCUCCCCAACGUCGUCGCAUCUGUUAACUGGAGGUCAAGAGAAGAAAGUCAGGAUAUUCGAUCUCAAUCGACCUGAUGCCGAACCUGAUUUUCUGACGGAGGGUGGUGCCCUCGCACACGAAAAAACCGUAAAAAGUGUCGUCUGGGUUGGUGAACAUACUGGCGUUACUGCUGGUGAAGACGGUAUGAUAAAGUGGUGGGAUCUUCGAGCGCGGACAUUGGCAACGAGCGUCACGUUUCCAAAUCCAAUCACCUCCAUGGAGCAUUCCCCUCAGACGGGACGACUUGUGGUGACGUCUGGAAACACCGUCGCAUUCAUUCAUGCGAUACCUUCAAAUAACGGCGUUCCCUCGCAUACUCUCAAUCUCCCCUAUUCUCCGUCAUCCGCGUCGAUCCACCCUAUCCUCCAAGAUCGCUUUGUGACCGGAAAUCAAGGGGAUGAGUGGGUCCGAGUCCACGGGCUGGAUGGAGAAGAGCGUGAAGUUCUCAAAGGGCAUCACGGACCCGUCCAUUGUGUUGAAUUCAGCCCAGACGGUGAAAUGUUUGCGAGCGGAAGUGAGGAUGGAACUAUUCGAUUAUGGCAGACAACGCCGGGCAAAUCUUACGGCUUAUGGCAAGGGCAGACGAACGGUGGCUAGAAAAUGGAAUGUUCGAGUGGAUAUGUACAAUUGUGCUUCCUUAUUGCUAUGCCUGCAUGACUACUUAUAAUAUCGACUGUUUCGCCACGAGCAUUCAUUUGGCUGCAAAGUGCCGACUGG